Ornithorhynchus anatinus (platypus) is the source of this 3581-nucleotide messenger RNA. RefSeq names its product potassium voltage-gated channel subfamily H member 3 (gene KCNH3). Bases 38 to 3286 code for a protein of 1082 amino acids. Gene Ontology annotation, molecular function: voltage-gated potassium channel activity. The transcript has 15 exons. The record is from RefSeq and is a predicted model, not a curated record. Gene Ontology annotation, biological process: regulation of membrane potential; potassium ion transmembrane transport. Gene Ontology annotation, cellular component: membrane. NCBI's taxonomy places the organism in Eukaryota, Metazoa, Chordata, Mammalia, Monotremata, Ornithorhynchidae.
CCCAGAGGGAUGGGGCGGGCGGCAGCGGCCGCCUAAGAUGCCGGCGAUGAGGGGGCUCCUGGCACCGCAGAACACCUUCCUGGACACCAUCGCCACCCGCUUCGACGGGACGCACAGUAACUUCGUACUGGGGAACGCCCAGGUGCGCGGGGUCUUCCCGGUGGUCUACUGCUCCGAUGGCUUCUGUGACCUCACGGGCUUCUCCCGCGCCGAGGUCAUGCAGCGCAGCUGCGCCUGCUCCUUCCUCUACGGCCCCGACACCAGCGAGCUGGUCCGCCAGCAGAUCCGCAAGGCCCUGGACGAGCACAAGGAAUUCAAGGCCGAGCUUAUCCUCUACCGCAAGAGCGGAGCCCCGUUUUGGUGCCUCCUGGACGUGGUGCCCAUCAAGAAUGAGAAGGGGGAGGUGGCGCUCUUCCUGGUUUCCCACAAGGAUAUCAGUGAAACCAAGAACCGAGGGGGUCCCGACAACUGGAAGGAGGGAGGAGGCGGGCGCCGCCGUUAUGGCAGGGCCAGAGCCAAGGGGUUCAACGCCAACCGGCGGCGCAGCCGGGCCGUACUCUACCACCUGUCCGGGCACCUGCAGAAGCAACCCAAGGGCAAGAACAAGCUGAACAAGGGGGUGUUUGGAGAGAAACCGUCUCUGCCCGAGUACAAAGUAGCGGCCCUGAGGACGUCACCCUUCAUCCUGCUGCACUACGGCCCGUUCCGCGCGGGCUGGGACGGCCUGAUCCUGCUGGCCACCCUCUACGUGGCCGUCACAGUCCCCUACAGCGUCUGCUUCAGCUCGGCCCGCGAGGCCAGCGCUUCCCGCGGGCCGCCCAGCAUCUGCGACCUCUCCGUCGAGGUCCUCUUCAUCCUGGACAUCGUGCUGAACUUCCGGACGACGUUCGUCUCCAAGUCCGGCCAAGUGGUGUUCGCCCCUCGCUCCAUCUGCUUCCACUAUGUCACCACCUGGUUCCUGCUGGACCUGGUGGCCGCGCUGCCCUUUGACCUGCUCCACGCCCUCAAGGUCAACGUGUAUGUCGGGGCACACCUGCUGAAGACGCUGCGGCUGCUGCGGCUGCUGCGGCUGCUUCCCCGCCUGGACCGCUACUCCCAGUACAGCGCCGUGGUCCUGACACUGCUCAUGGCCGUCUUCGCGCUGCUGGCACAUUGGGUGGCCUGCGUCUGGUACUACAUCGGGCAGCGGGAGAUCGAGAGCAGCCAGGCCGAGCUGCCCGAGAUCGGUUGGCUGCAGGAGCUGGCGCGGCGACUGGAGACCCCUUACUAUCUGGUGGGGCGCAGCGGCGGGGCUUCGGGGAACCGCUCGGGGCUGGGGCCGGGGCCCGGGGACAACUGCACCAGGGCCGAGGGCAAUGGGACGGGGCUGGAGCUGUUGGGGGGCCCGUCCCUGCGCAGUGCCUACAUCACCUCGCUCUACUUCGCGCUCAGCAGCCUCACCAGCGUCGGCUUCGGCAACGUUUCUGCCAACACCGACACCGAGAAGAUCUUUUCCAUCUGCACCAUGCUCAUUGGCGCACUGAUGCACGCCGUGGUGUUCGGGAACGUGACGGCCAUCAUCCAGCGCAUGUACGCCCGCCGCUUCCUGUACCACAGCCGCACGCGUGACCUGCGCGACUACAUCCGCAUCCACCGCAUCCCCAAGCCGCUCAAACAGCGCAUGCUCGAGUACUUCCAGGCCACGUGGGCCGUCAACAACGGCAUCGACACCACCGAGCUGCUGCAGAGCCUGCCGGACGAGCUGCGGGCCGACAUUGCCAUGCACCUGCACAAAGAGGUGCUGCAGCUGCCGCUGUUCGAGGCGGCGAGUCGGGGCUGCCUGCGCGCCCUCUCGUUGGCCAUCCGCCCGGCCUUCUGCACGCCCGGCGAGUUCCUCAUCCACCAGGGUGACGCCCUCCAGGCCCUCUACUUCGUCUGCUCCGGCUCCAUGGAGGUCCUCAAGGACGGCACCGUGCUGGCCAUCCUAGGGAAGGGAGACCUGAUCGGCUGCGAGCUGCCCCCGCGGGAACGCGUGGUGAAGGCCAACGCGGACGUGAAGGGGCUGACCUACUGCGCGCUGCAGCGGCUGCAGCUGGCCGGCCUGCACGACAGCCUCGACCUCUACCCCGAGUACGCGCCGCGCUUCAGCCGCGGCCUCCGCGGGGAGCUCAGCUACAACCUGGGGGCCGGCGCCGGCGGGCCCACCGAGCCCGACACCAGCUCGCUGAGCGGCGACAACACGCUGAUGUCCACCCUGGAGGAGAAGGAGACGGACGGCGAGGCGGGGCCGGGCCCGGCGGCCCCGGGGACGGCCACGGAGGAGGAGGAGGAGUCCGGCAGCCCCCUGCUGUCCCCGGGCUGCGCCUCGGCCGCCCAGCUGCUGUCCCCACGGGCCGGACGCCCGCCCGACCCCCCGCCCGACCCUCCGCCGGGCCCUCCGAGGGCCCCGGCUCCCCGCGGGAGGCCGGGCCGGGCCGGGACCAAGGCCGCGCCGGGAGAGGGGCUGCGGCUGCCCCCGGGGGCCUGGACCGCCCCGCAGGACCUCAGCCCCAGGGUGGUGGACGGCAUCGAGGACGGCUGCAGCUCUGACCAACCCAAGUUCGUCUUCCACAUGGGCCCCUCGGGCCCCGACUGCGCCACCGCCUCCCCCGGGCCAGCGGAAAGUGGUCUGCUCACCAUCCCCACGGCUACCAGUGAAGCCAGGAACGCGGACACCCUGGACAAACUGUGGCAGGCGGUGACGGAGCUGGCAGAGCAGGUGCUGCAGAUGCGUGAGGGGCUCCAGGCUCUGCGCCAGGCUGUGCAGCUCUUCCUGGUGCCCCCCCAAGGCCUGGGACCCGGAGUUGCUGGGGAAGGACCCGGCCCUGGUGGGGGCUUCCCCGACCCCGAGGCGCUGGGAGGGGGUGGGCUCUUGCAGCCCCUCUGCGUGGACACGAGCACCCCCACUUAUGGCCCCCCGCGCACGGCCUGCCCCCGCCACCAGGCCGGGCCCCCUCUCCCCCCUUGGCCCUGGGGCCCUCCGGCCUCGCACAGCUCCCCCUGGCCCCGGCCGGCCCCACUCUGGACUUCGACGCCCGAGGCGGCUCCCCCGGCCGCUGGAGGACUGGCCCCCGAGCCUCUGGGGGCCGCCGCCUCACCCCUGCCCCCCGAGGACCCUCUCGCGGCCCCCGCAGAAACCGCCGGCCUGGGGGAGCCCCCUCAGGGCCGGGCCCUCCCCUGGGACCCCCACGGCCUGGAGAUGGUGCUCAUCGGCCGCCACGGCUCGGCCCCUGUUCAGUGGUCCCAAGAGGAGGGCACGGGCGUCUGAGUGCCUCCCCCCACACUCAGGGAAGGCCCAGUCAAGGGGAGCCCCCCCCCCCGGAUGCUAGGGGGCAUGGUGGGGGGCAGUGGGAGGGGGUGGGAAAAAACAGCUCAGGGCCCCCUUUCCCAGAGGCUGCCCCAGGCUCCAUCCUCUCAGCCCCCAGUGGCGGACUGAGGCGGAGGGUUGGGGGCCCCUGCAUGUGUCCCCAGCCCGGUGCCCCCCACCCAACCCCCUUCCCAUCUAGGCUGGGCCAGUUUUCCUCCUGUUUUUUUUUUAAUUAAAACGAUACUCAUGUUUGGAA